AUGAAGAUCGACAAGAGGCUAAAUGCGUACAAGGAGAUGUAUCACAAGGUACAAAAUCUAGAAGAAUAUCCCGAGAUCCUCCCGGAAGCCAAGCAAAUGCUCCAGUCUUUGUUGGAACAAGGCUUGCUGAUGGCCCGCUACAAACCUCAACUCGGGGACAUCUUGGCCAUCGAGGAAUUCGAUCCCGCCCAGCUGCACAAGUUCGUGGAAGGCCGUCAGGCCGAAGUCGGGCAAGAAUUCGAGUCCUAUAUCCAGCGAAGAAAGGCAGGCGGUGGUCUGGAGCUUUUCCAGACCUUUGAGGAGGCCUGCCAAUAUCUUAAGAAUAGCGCGGCAUGGAAUUUCGUGGACGGGUCUUGGCUAUCCCAUAUCCACCACGUCACCACGCCAUUUGCCCUCCGACAUGUUACUAAGAACGCCUGGCAAAUCUUUUCCGAGGAACUAGGUGACGGCGACCUGGAAAAAAUCACGUCUGACGCGGCCGAUUUUAUCCAUGCACGCCACGGCAUGAACGACGAGCCGGCGUGGAGGCUUUCCAUUGCGCAGCUUCUUCUGUCUGUCUUUCCAAACGACUUCUUGCCCGAGAUCCUUGGGUUUAAUCUAUACUACGAGGCCCCGGCCCUCAGCAACUACAGGGCCAACAAGGAAAUGCCAGAGUUUGGCAUUUCCCCGUAUUAUUACGCAUUGCACAUUUCAAUCGACAAUCCUGAUUCCGGCCACUGCGCAAUGGCUGUCGGGAAUAUUGUGGAUUUCAUGAAGGUCGUCCAAGACACGGGUAUGAUGGACUAUAAUGUCGCAUGGAAGCGUGUCCAGGCUGGCUAUGUCCUUGGCCAAACCGCUGAGGACAGGGAAACGGUGGAUCACUACGAGGAUAAGCUUGUUGAGUUCCUGUGCCGAAAGGCUAAUCUUGCGGAAAAGCAACCCGGUGACAAUGGCGAGAAGGAUAAUCAAGACUCCGACGAUGAUAGUUGGAAGGAAGAACUCCUCCUCGCCUUGGAGGACUCAAAGCCUUGGGUGUACCGAGGGGACAGCAGCAAGAGCCUCCUGGUGAGGGAGGUGUCCUGGAAAGGCAGGAUGUUUGGUGCUUUUACAAACGAUGAAGUCGCUUGGAUGCGCACAUGGAUCGACUCGCGGAAGAAGAAGGACUCUAAUCCUGCCGGAACGUACUGGGACCUUAUUGGCGGCUACGCAACGGUAGAGAAAGCGUUCGACCCGCCGAGGCGCGAUGUUGCGGUCACGCAUCCAGUGUUCUCACCAAUGCAAGAGUGGCUCCCCAGCGAGGUCAGCGAAUUCACUCCUCGGGAACCGCUGGUGAAGUUCCUUUCCAGAGAACGCGUGCCACUUGACGCACUAUUGAGACUGUGGUUUGUGCACCCAUGUCUUCUUGAGAACACGAUUAGCUCACCGUAUAAGACGACGAGCCCUCUCAUUUCAACCUGUCUACAGCUGCUGCGUGCCGAAAAAGGGUAUAAACCCGAAGGCACGGGGAUCGCCUGCAUGGAUGAGCAGCUACGCUCCGAUUACAGCCCCGACCUUGUGGCCCUUGGCCUUGAGAUGGCUCGGCUGCACAAGUUACCCCGACCAACCUGUCUGGGCGACUUACUCCGCGCGCCUGGCGAGGACAACCUUGAUGAAUCUACAAAGUUUGCAUACGCGUUGCUGAGUUGGGCGCAACGGCCGAUGAAGAAUUGUGCUUUCUUGCUUGGCUUGUCCCGCGCGUUCCUGGACCUAGAGGCGUGGGUGGCCGGCACCGACGAUCUGCUGGGCUGGAAAGAGAAGGCGGCCUUGCAAAAGAUGGUGGAGAGGAAAAGGACCGGAUUUGACAAGUGUUUGGAGCUGCUGUCGGAGGAGGAGCUGAAAUGCCGCGAAUUCGUCGGCGGAUAUGAGCUGGGUCGGACAAAGAUAGAGGAGCUGCUGGCUUGA
Molecule: messenger RNA, 1920 nt
Organism: Parascedosporium putredinis
Lineage: Eukaryota; Fungi; Ascomycota; Sordariomycetes; Microascales; Microascaceae
Source: the annotation of a GenBank genome assembly